Molecule: messenger RNA, 560 nt
Organism: Nicotiana attenuata
Lineage: Eukaryota; Viridiplantae; Streptophyta; Magnoliopsida; Solanales; Solanaceae
Product: acyl-CoA-binding protein
Exons: 4
Coding region: 96-365 (89 amino acids)
Biological process (GO): fatty acid metabolic process
Molecular function (GO): fatty-acyl-CoA binding
Source: RefSeq, a predicted model, not a curated record
AUAUAUAUAUAUAUAUAUCAACCCUCACAAUCACAAUCACACAAACUCUUCUUCUCCAAUUCUCUUGCGUAGUUAUCAAGCAAAUUAGAUCAGACAUGGGUUUGAAGGAGGAUUUUGAAGAGCACGCUGAGUUGGCUAAGACAUUGCCAGAGAGUACUUCCAAUGAGAACAAGCUUAUUCUUUACGGGCUUUACAAGCAAGCCACUGUUGGCAAUGUCGACACAAGCCGUCCUGGUAUUUUCAACAUGAGGGACAGAGCAAAGUGGGAUGCAUGGAAGGCUGUUGAAGGAAAAUCCAAGGACGAAGCUAUGAACGACUACAUCACGAAGGUGAAACAGUUGAAGGAAGAGGCUGCUUCAGCAUAAGCUCUAUCAUCUUUUGCUGCUAAAACUGUUGGACUAUGUAAUCUUAUUUACCAAUGGCUUGCCUAAUGUUAUGCUUUUCCGUGCUGCAAAAGAAUGCUACUAUUAUUUAUGUUUGAACCUUUUAUCAAUAAACCAAAAAAGAAGUUUGAACUUGGUUUCUUUAUAUUGAGGGAUUGAUAACUUGUUGAAACCUGA